This is a messenger RNA of Brettanomyces bruxellensis, 897 nucleotides long. RefSeq lists its product as uncharacterized. The record is from RefSeq and is a predicted model, not a curated record. NCBI's taxonomy places the organism in Eukaryota, Fungi, Ascomycota, Pichiomycetes, Pichiales, Pichiaceae. The coding region runs from base 1 to 897 and encodes 298 amino acids. The transcript has 2 exons.
AUGGAACCAUUUUGCUCUCAGACAUCAGUUAAGACCAAUUACGGUCUUCCUAAGCCAAAGGCCUCAUACUUUCCAACAAACAAGGAUUCGCCGUUAUGCGUAAACAAAACGUUCUAUGACGGGAUAGCCAAGACUGCCGAAAAGGGCGAAAGGAAGCUUAUCGAGAAGUUUGUGAUCCCAAUUAGGUCGGCAAAGGCAUGGAAAGUUCCAAAGCGGUGCGUUUGCAGAAUUAUUGCAGUCGAGGGUCCCCAGGUUGGAGAUUUGGAUAUUUGGAACUUCAACAAUCCAAGAGAACACAUGUGGGCAGCCAGAACCAGACAGCUGCAAUCUGCUCAUGUGUCUGUGUACGAUAGAUUGUGGUCCAACUUGCCAUUUUUGAGGCCUCUGGUGACGAUUACAGGUGAUUCUCUUAAAAACAGAGGCCAGGAUGAGUGGGGUGGAAGAUGCCAUGAUUUGAUGGGAACAAGAUGCGAUCCAUAUGUUGAUAAGCUUCUCUCGGGAGAAGAUAAUGACUUCCAUUGCCACUCCAAUCUUACCCGGGCAGUGAUGCCAUACGGAUUGACUGAAUACGACAUUCACGAUGUUUUAAAUGUUUUCCAGUUGACAGGACUUACGGACAAAGAUCAAUACUUUAUGGAGCCUGCCCAGCCAAAAAGGUUUUUCGCAGAAACUGAUGUCCUCUGUGCUCUUUCAUGUUGCCCAGGUGGUGAUUUGUCACUUUGGGGUUGGGGUGAAGGUGAUGAAAAGUCAAAUGUUGACAUGACAAGUUGCUGCCGGCCCCUCGGUGUAGAGGUGUACGAGAUUACAAACGACGAUGUUUUCAAGGGCUGGAAGGAACCCCAGCCACCAAAUUAUAAAGGAAACCACGGACUCAAGACUCCUGUUUUCAAGAGAUAA